UCCAAAGAUAAUGCUUUCAAAUAUUCGAAGAGGCACUCAGGAAGAUAGGUUGGAUUGUGUUCGGACCAGUGACUAGAUCGAGGGUAGAUACAUUCCCCGUGCGCUGUAAUCUCAUGACGCCAGACUAGAUGGUGCACAAGUUUCCCGAACUAGAUCACGUGCCCAAAGAGCGCCAACUAACUCCUGAGGGAAAAUGGUGUGAAAAACAUGUUAUGGACACCCAUGUUCGUCAACCAAUACACCAUCACACGGUCCGCCUGCCGUUCAAAACUGUUUAUGAUCCUUCUCAAGUUCUCGGACUAUCUAGACUGAUCGCCUUAAAUUUCCACGCCUUGGAACAAAACUUUAGCAGCAAACAGAAUGAAGACAGCCGAGACAGCGGAGAAGACUCGAAGCUGGCAGUACGAGCAACCAAGAUAAGUCCCUUAACACUCGAUUUCUGGACGGACAACGGAUCCUACGACGAUGGUGUUCAUACUGGCUCUCACACCUACUAGCACGUCCCAAAUGGAGACAGAAAGAAACCAAUUUAAAGGUACCGUCAGAAAGGAUGGCUUCUUACUGCACCAAGUUUUGGAGGGCGGCAUGUACGGACGAUUAUUCACUUAUACGAUCGAUUAU
Messenger RNA from Drosophila simulans, 621 nucleotides. RefSeq lists its product as uncharacterized. Lineage: Eukaryota; Metazoa; Arthropoda; Insecta; Diptera; Drosophilidae. The record is from RefSeq and is a predicted model, not a curated record. The transcript has 3 exons. Bases 129 to 497 code for a protein of 122 amino acids.